AUGAGCAGACAACAAUUUGUUGUUCCUAGGAACCUUCCAUAUCCUUGUCCAGCUUCCUGUGGUAAAUGUUUUCAGACUGAACAAGGUCACAAUCAUCAUAUUAGCGCUGCCAGAUCAUGUGCUUGGUACAAGAAAGGUAAACUAGCAGAAGUCUGUAGUACUGAGCCACCAGAGGAUGAGCUGGAGCAUGAAGAUGUGCUAGAGGACUUAUACCAGGAGAUGUUUGAGCUGGUCCCUGCUCAACUAGAUGAUAAUUAUGAUGAUGAUGUUAUUACAGAGCUGAUUGCUGGCCCAGGACCAUCCUCCAGACAUGGACUAUUGGAAGAUGAAGAUGAUAACAGAGUAGAAGUUGUUCAUUUGACAGCUGGAAAGGUCAUUAGAAUGGAUUCUAUGCUUCAUGAAAGAUGGCAAAAGCAAUUUGGAGUGCAGAAGGAGAAUGAAGAGGAAGAACAGGGUGCUUUUCAUCCCUUUGAGAGUUGCUUGGACUGGGAAGUUGCCUGUUGGGCUAGAGAGGAGGGGAUAGGACACAGGGCUUUGGAUCAUCUAUUAGCUAUUCCAGGGGUGCAACAAAAAUUAGGUCUAUCUUAUCACAACACUAGAGCACUGCACAAGUCUCUGGACACCAUCCCUCCCAGGGCUGAGUGGCAUUCUAAGAAGGAUCAUACAAAAUCAGUGAGAAUAUAUAAUGAAAUGUGGUCAGGAAAAUGGUGGCAUGCUAUUCAGGUAUGCGUUCUCAGACAUGUCUAA
Molecule: messenger RNA, 747 nt
Organism: Suillus paluster
Lineage: Eukaryota; Fungi; Basidiomycota; Agaricomycetes; Boletales; Suillaceae
Exons: 4
Coding region: 1-747 (248 amino acids)
Source: RefSeq, a predicted model, not a curated record